AUGGCGCAGAAAGGAGUUCAGCUGGGACGAGAAACCUUCUCUUGUUCCAUCUGUUUGGAUCUACUGAAGGAUCCACUGACUAUUCCCUGUGGACACAGCUACUGCAUGAACUGUAUUAAAAGAUUCUGGGACGAAGAGGAGGAGAAGAAGAAAAUCCACAGCUGCCCUCAGUGUAGGCUGACGUUCACACAGAGGCCUGUCCUGAUGAAAAAUAUCAUGUUAACAAUUUUAGUGGAGCAGCUGAAGAAGACUGGACUCCAAGCUGCUCCAACUGAUCACUGCUAUGCUGGACCUGAAGAUGUGGCCUGUGAUGUCUGCACUGGGAGGAAGCUGAAAGCCUCCAAGUCCUGUUUGGUCUGUCUGGCCUCUUACUGUGAGAAACACCUCCAACCUCACUAUGAUGCAGCUCCAUUAAAGAAACACAAGCUGGUGGCCCCCUCCAAGAAGCUCCAGGAGAACAUCUGCUCUCGUCAUGAUGAGGUGAUGAAGAUUUUCUGUCGUACUGAUCAGCAGAGUAUCUGUUAUCUCUGCACAAUGGAUGAACAUAAAGGCCAUGAAACAGUCCCAGCUGCAGCAGAAAGGACUGAGAAGCAGAAGGAGCUCGAGGUGAGACGACUAAACAUCCAGCAGAGAAUCCAGGACCGAGAGAAAGAUGUGAAGCUGCUUCAACAGGAGGUGGAGGCCAUCAAUGGCUCUGCUGAUAAAGCAGUGGAGGACAGUGAGAAGAUGUACACUGAGCUGAUCCGUCUGAUCCAGAAAAGAAGCUCUGAUGUGAAGCAGCAGGUCAGAUCCCAGCAGGAAACUGAAGUGAGUCGAGUCAAAGAGCUUCAGGAGAAGCUGGAGCAGGAGAUCGCUGAGCUGAAGAGGAAAGACGCCGAGCUGGAGCAGCUCUCACACACAGAGGAUCACAACCAGUUUCUACACAACUACCCCUCACUGUCAGCACUCAGUGAGUCUACACACUCAUCCAGCAUCAAUAUUGGUCCUCUGAGGUACUUUGAGGAUGUGACAGCAGCUGUGUCAGAGACCAGAGAUAAACUACAGGACAUCCUGAGAGAGGAAUGGACAAACAUCUCACUGACAGUCACUGAAGUGGAUGUUUUACUGUCACCACCAAAGACCAGAGCUGGAUUCUUAAAAUAUUCACAUGAAAUCACACUGGAUCCAAACACAGCACACAGAGAUCUGUUAUUAUCUGAGGGGAACAGAAAAGUAACAUAUAUGAAACAGCAACUGUUUUAUUUUGAUCAUCCAGACAGAUUCAAUGCAUGCUGUCAGGUCCUGAGUAGAGAGAGUCUGAGUGGAUGUUGUUACUGGGAGGUGGAGUGGAGAGGGGGAGACGUUUAUGUAGCAGUCGCAUACAAGAAUAUCAGCAGAGCAUGUAGAUUUGGAUUUAGUGACAAAUCUUGGGCAUUACGUUGUGAGACAAACAGGUAUAAAUUUUUCUACAACAAAGUCCAAACUGACCUCUCAGGUCCUCGGUCCUCCAGAGUAGGAGUGUACCUGGAUCACAGAGCAGGUAUUCUGUCUUUCUACAGCGUCUCUGAAACCAUGACUCUCCUCCACAGAGUCCAGACCACAUUCACUCAGCCGCUCUAUGCUGGACUUUUAAUUUAUGAUGAUGUCUCUGCAGAGUUGAUUAAGCUGAAAUAGUCAGAAGUCAUUGAGGGACAGUUGGUUAAAAUGUGUGUUUCAGUUUCUUUGGUCUCCAUCAUUGUUGUGCUGUUUCUUCUCUGCACAGAGAUCACCUGUCAGUCACACUUUAUGGCUGCUACUUUGACAUCUUAUUGUUUGUUGUCCAGUUAAUGAUUGAGUUUGUUUGAACACAGAAAUCUAAAAUUGUGUUUCCAUUUAUCUUAAAUGUUGUCAAAUCACAGGAACACUGUUUCUCUGUGUUUGGCACAAAGAUUCAAAUAUUUUGGGAAGAGGUCAGAGUGACGUGAGAAAUUUAUCUCAAAGAAAUUCUGCUGUACACAAAAGUGUUUCUAGUUUGUACAAAGAAGGAAAUAAUUACAAUCAAAGUGAGCAAACAAUA
Molecule: messenger RNA, 2035 nt
Organism: Archocentrus centrarchus (flier cichlid)
Lineage: Eukaryota; Metazoa; Chordata; Actinopteri; Cichliformes; Cichlidae
Product: tripartite motif-containing protein 16-like
Exons: 1
Coding region: 1-1653 (550 amino acids)
Molecular function (GO): zinc ion binding; protein binding
Source: RefSeq, a predicted model, not a curated record